Messenger RNA from Cladocopium goreaui, 2466 nucleotides. The record is from the annotation of a GenBank genome assembly. NCBI's taxonomy places the organism in Eukaryota, Dinophyceae, Suessiales, Symbiodiniaceae.
AUGUUCAGCUAUUUGCAGGCGAUUCGGAGCUUAGAGAUGAUGCUGGAUGAGUUGCUGGCCGAAGCAGCUAGGAGGCCGUUGCCCACAGAAGGUUGCUUCAGGUACGGUGAGAUGAAUCGACCAGGUUGGCAGGGCCCAAACCCCGCUGUCCUGAGCCCGUCCCGGCAUUCCAACCGGCCACGACCCGCCAAAGGCGGCUGGGCUGGAUGGGUCUGUCCUGAGUGCAGCUUCAUGAACGAGAAGGGCACUGACUUCUGCCAGAAUUGUGAGCGAGACGAGAUUGAAGCAUUGUCUGCGAACAAGGGCAAAAUGGGCGUGCUUCUCCCCAAAGUCUUGUCCGCAGAGCUGCAGCAGAAUCUGUUGGACACAGCCUGUCGAGUGGCAGCAGCACCUACACCUGGACAAAGUGGAGGCUGGUAUCGAUGUUCAGCAUCAACAGCCCAGUUGAAUGAUGGGAACAAGGCCCGCUUUUGGGAUCGGAUCGACAAAUUUCCAGAAGAGUUUCGACGCCUUGGCGAACAACUUGCUGUAGCUGCGGGGGAAACUUGUCCUAUUCUCAAGCAGCCAGCCAUGGACUUCGAGCCCCGUGUGGGCGCGUCGGCAGACUCGAAUGGGCCCAGGUUGAAUUUCUACACCGGCAAGGGUCGGAUGAAUUGGCACAAGGAUGAUUACAACUUUGCCGUCAACCCCAGCGGGGAGGGGGGGCAGACUGGGGGCAAGUCUUUGAUCCGCCAUGUUUUGAAUUUGAUUCAGGUCCUCUUCGUAGAAAACAGGUUCCUUCGCGCAACCUUGUGGGCCCUCGAUUUGAUCCCAGAAUCGUGUGAUGUGAAAGGAAGUGGCUGUGAUUGGCUGAGUCUUCCAUCUGCCUGGCGCUAUGUAUGGAACAACCUGCGCCUGGCGGUGGUUGGGGCGCAAAGGCAUCGCCACGCCACUGCCAUGUGGCAGACAGCAGAUGAGGAGUUCGAAGAUUUGGAAAGUCGGUUGGGGCAGAUCCAUCGAUUGAUGGAUCGCUUGGGUGAAGAUCCUGGUCUCUGGUAUUCCAAUUGGCACCGUGCCAGUGCGAUGGCACGGGAACUGCCUCGGCGCUUUGCAAGGAGCAAGCCACGUGGUAUUCCACCUGCGCUUGACCGGCAACCUGCUGGGCAUGGUUUGCGUAUUCCAAGCGGAGGUCGAGCGCUUCAGGUUUCCAGGACUAGCCGGAUUCUCAUGAGACAGGUGGAGUUCCCUCUUUUGGGUGUGGUCUUGAGGCCUCCCGAUGCGUACACAACUGCUUGGACAGCCUUGAACCUUGGCUUUCGCAGUUUCCUGCUACCAGAGAUGAACAGCUCCACUCUGCAAGACGCCCUGCUAGCCAUUAUCAGCAGCGAAGUUUCUCGGCAAGAAGUCAGGCUCCUGGGUGAAGUGCCUAGCAGUCGCUUCUUGGAGGACGAAGAGCUUGAGGCCGAUCUUCGAGAACUGGAUGCCAUCUCUGUGGAGUCUGUGGAGACCAAGGCCUGGCAGAGCUUGGUGAAAAUGCAGCAUCAAGGUCGUUUGACGGUUGUUGGAGUCAGUGGGAUGCAUCCUGAUAGAGUUAAAGAAUUCUUGGACGAAGUCGAAGAAAAACCUGCCUUUGUCAUCAGCGACUUUACCAUCUACGAACCUGGUGGCCCAGAUGAAGCACGAAAAUUGGUCUCACAGAUGGAAACCCUGCAGGAUCUGGGUAUCUUCACCAUUGCCCAAGGAGAUUUUCAGGCAAGUUGUUACUUCCAUUGGGUCAUCAACCUCGGCGGGUUUGUUGACUCAGUUGCUCCGGAACGGAACAAGUCUUGUGGAUAUCUGGAACCUCUUGUGGAUCCACAUAUCUUAGAUGUGGCGCAGGCGCAUUCGGUCAACGGACACAGCGCCAGUUCAGCCCAGGUCAUCGAUCGCUGGUGGCUGCAGCUGGGCGGCUUGCUGUUCGUCGAAGCCUCCGAGAUGCAGGAGCAUCUGGGUGCAUUUGAGUUCUCCCUAGAGGACCCAGCAAUGCGUUUGCUGAAUGGUUUGAGCUCUUUGGUGGCCUCCUCCCCUGGACGCCGUGCGCCUUACUGGUGUGAGGAUGCGAAGAAGGAUCGACCCAUUGUCAUGGCAUCCGUGGGGGACACAGCCGAGUUUGGCUACAAGAUGCAGGCACAUGAGCCUGAUGCUUCCGUGCGCCUGGAAUCAGGGGACGUCAUCAUUUUCGGCGGCCCGGCGCGCGACCUAAUCCAUGCCCUGUUGCGAGUAUAUCCUGGCACUGCACCAGAAGCUUUGCGUUGGGAUCCCCAUCUCAAAGCAGGUGGGCAUCGGGUGAGCAUCACUUGGCGCGAUGUGGGGGUGGAAGAUGGGCUCACCUUCAAUAGCGAUGAGCGCCUGGGAUUGACUGUGACCGAAAACACGCUGCCCAGAUAUUUGCCCCACAGGAGCAAAGGUGGGAAGAGCCGUGGCAAGGGCUACAGGAGAGGAGCGUGA